This is a messenger RNA of Prunus avium (sweet cherry), 2419 nucleotides long. RefSeq names its product mitogen-activated protein kinase kinase kinase 1-like. Gene Ontology annotation, cellular component: cytoplasm. Gene Ontology annotation, molecular function: MAP kinase kinase kinase activity; ATP binding. Gene Ontology annotation, biological process: protein phosphorylation; MAPK cascade. NCBI's taxonomy places the organism in Eukaryota, Viridiplantae, Streptophyta, Magnoliopsida, Rosales, Rosaceae. The record is from RefSeq and is a predicted model, not a curated record.
GACACUGUCUACGUGGCACCGCGUUUUCCCAUCUCUGUCCUCCUCCGACGGCGUUUACCAGUCUCCAAAAUUCUCACCCUCUUUCCUUUCGUCAGCGUCUUUUCUCGAAAACCCUGAACAAACACAACUCUCACAACUUCAUCGCUCACUUUUCCGAUUGAAUUGCUCGCGGAGGUGGACAAAUUUAGAUGGAUUUAGCUCCCUAUGCAUCACAUACCUCGAAUUUUCUCUAGCAAGGGAGCCAAAGCCAUGGAUCCGAAGAAGAACCGGGGGAAGCCGAGGCUGGAGCGCCGGAAUGCGGCGAGGCACUUUGAUUAUGACGCCACUUCGACGUCGUCCUCGCUCGACGACUCGUCCUCGUCGCCUUCGCUCUACACGCGCUCCUUCGACUUGGACCGGACAAGCUUCCGGGUCGAGGGAAAGGAGGGGGAUAUGGAGCGGAUAUACCAGACCUUGGGCCUCGGCCCCGAAGACUUCUCCAUAUCGGAGGAGGACUGGGUGGCGCGGAAGAUCCGGUCGUCUUCGGAUCUGCUCCCCAUGUCCAGAUUGUACCAGUUGGAUAGUCUGGAUAGCCCGAAACCCGACGAAUUGAGGGAAGUGGUGGCCGAGUUGUGCGAUAGAGUUGGGGAUGUUACUGUUACGGUGACUGGGUUGACUCAGGCUGACUUGGCAGGUCCAAGCGGGUUAUGUAAUGCUGCUGCUGCUACUACUACUUCUACCACAGGCGGUGGUGUUUGUAUUGGGAUUAAGGGUGUACGGCCGCCGGUGCUUAAGCCGCCGCCGUCGAUGAGAGUUCCGGUGGUCGACGAUGGAUGCUCAACUUGGGACCUUUUGAGGGACUUCGCGCCGGAAGGCGAGGGAGACUCGGUCCAGAAGAGGCUUGAGUAUUCUUCUUCUGCUUCUUCUUGUUGUGGCGAUGAAGAAGAAGGAGAGGUUGGAGAGGAGGGUGCUGUGGAGGCUGGGGUUAGAGAGACUGUGCCGCUCUCAGAAGGGUGUUCGUUUACGACGUCGAAUGAUGAUGACUCUUCUAGCACUACCACUGUCUCUCCGAAUGAGAGGUUUUCGCCCAAUGGGAGGCUUAAGCUUAUAAUCACUCACUGGGAAAAGGGUGACCUUCUGGGUAGUGGGUCUUUCGGGUCUGUGUAUGAAGCAAUUUCUGAUUGCGGAUGCUUCAUUGCUGUGAAGGAAGUUUCCUUGCUGGAUAAAGGAAGUCAGGGGUUGCAAAGAGUUUAUCAACUUGAACAGGAGAUUGCUCUUUUGAGUCAGUUUGAACAUCAAAACAUAGUUCAAUACUACGGAACCACUAAGGAUGAAUCAAACCUUUAUAUCUUUCUGGAGCUUGUAGCUAAAGGCUCCCUCCAGAAACUCUAUCAGACGUAUCGUCUUACAGAUUCUCAUGUCUCUGAAUACACAAGACAGAUCCUGCAGGGUCUGAAGUAUCUUCAUGACCGAAGAGUGAUUCACAGGGACAUCAAAUGCGCAAAUAUUUUGGUGCAUGCAAAUGGUUCUGUGAAGCUCGCAGAUUUUGGAUUGGCAAAGACUAUCCAGAUGAACGACAUCAAAUCUAGCCAGGGGACUGCAUACUGGAUGGCCCCUGAGGUUGUUAAUCGGAAACACCAGGGAUAUGGGCUUCCAGCGGAUAUAUGGAGCCUUGGAUGCACUGUAUUGGAGAUGUUAACCAGACGGGUUCCAUACCCUAAUCUUGAAUGGAUGCAGGCAUUAUUUAAGAUUGGAAAGGGAGAGCCCCCUCCGGUUCCCGAUUCUCUUUCGAAAGAUGCACAAGAUUUCAUCCAUCGAUGCCUACAAGUUAAUCCAGCGAAUCGUCCUACUGCUGCUCAGCUCUUAAAUCAUCCAUUUCUUAAUAGACCCCUUACGACAUCUUCUGGAUCAGGGUCUCCUUACCAUCACCGUGGGCCGAGUUGAAAACAUUUAUUCAGCUAUAAGUUGUGAUGGUAAUAAGCUCUGUCCAACACUACAGUACAGAUGCAGGACAAUUUAUCCCCGCUCUGUAACUUGCUCCGGUCUAUCCAGCGUUCAGCCAUCAAAUCUUUGGCUUACGCUUGUAGAGUGCGUAUGUGUUAUAACUUCAUCAAUUUUCACAGGAUCGGCUGACAGGAUCCAUGAGUUUCAAAGAACAAUGAACGGUCCGCCACCUUCCUGCUGUAGAUCUUGCACCAUGGAGCAUUCUGGUAUUGAAUUAUUCUAGUGUCAGUUUGUCUGUUGUAGGAAUAUGAUUUUUCGUCCUCUCUAUUUUUCCCCAGUUUGAUAGGUGUUUGAUAUCUCAUGUCUUUUCCCCUUGUAGUUUCAAAUUAAGUUAAUUAGUGGGUUAAAGAUUUGUAUUGGCAAGUUGUGGUAGGUAUUUUUGUAAGCAUUGGAAAGGAAUCACGAUUUGUAAAUAAUUUAUUAUUUGACAGUGUCA